This is a messenger RNA of Pundamilia nyererei, 564 nucleotides long. Its product is annotated as claudin-4-like. Bases 1 to 564 code for a protein of 187 amino acids. The record is from RefSeq and is a predicted model, not a curated record. Gene Ontology annotation, cellular component: membrane; bicellular tight junction. The transcript has a single exon. Gene Ontology annotation, molecular function: structural molecule activity. Lineage: Eukaryota; Metazoa; Chordata; Actinopteri; Cichliformes; Cichlidae.
AUGAAGGCUAGUGGAAGGCAGCUUCUGGGUUUGGUCUUUGCCAUCUUCGGCUCUCUUGGAUGCAUGGCCAUCUGCAUCGGCUCCACUUGGAAAUUUGCUCAGAAUAAUGGGCUGGGUUUGUGGAAGUACUGUGAGAGUCAGGACUAUUACUACGGGACAGCAUGUGAAGCUUAUAUUUCUCUGGAUGUACCUCAAGAACUGAAGGCUGCCAGAGUGCUCACCAUCAUGGCCAUCAUCAUCAAUGUUUUUGGUAUCAUGCUUGGUGUGGUAGGGGGCAACUGCACCACCAAUGAUCAGGAUGAAAGGCAAAAGACUAAAGAGGCCUUUGUUUCUGGAAUUGCCUUCAUCAUUGCAGGUGUCUUGGUGCUCAUACCAGUCUGCUGGACCACAAUCACCAUAGCUCAUGAAUCCUACAAUGAAGAAUACAGAAUGGGAGCUGCGCUCCACAUCGGGUGGGUGUCUGUAGGGCUGCUGAUACUGGGUGGAAGUCUCCUUUGCAGCUCCUGGCCACUCAAAAAGGAGACUAGCUAUGAUGUUAAGUACUCCCAACCUCCCUCUGUGUAA